Messenger RNA from Seriola dumerili (greater amberjack), 1679 nucleotides. It is a transcript of the gene hao2, whose product is annotated as hydroxyacid oxidase 2. Lineage: Eukaryota; Metazoa; Chordata; Actinopteri; Carangiformes; Carangidae. Gene Ontology annotation, molecular function: oxidoreductase activity; FMN binding. The transcript is spliced from 9 exons. Bases 113 to 1243 code for a protein of 376 amino acids. The record is from RefSeq and is a predicted model, not a curated record.
CUUUGACACGACCCUGUCACAUGAAAGGGGAACUAACACGUAGCGUACGCCGGCCAAGCAGCGCAGGUGAAGGGUAUGAGUCUUUUGGGAAAAAGGAAGCUCAGCAGAGAGAAUGAACAUGUGCAAUCGAGAGGGAGGUCGCUGUGCAGAGAUGGCUAUGGUAUGCCUGACGGAUUUUGAGGAGUAUGCUAAAGAGCAUCUCUCAAAGGCCACCUGGGAUUAUUAUGCAGCUGGAGCGGACGAGUGCUGCACCCGGGACGACAAUCUGCUGGCUUACAAAAGGAUCCGUCUGAGGCCUCGCAUCCUGCGGGACGUGUCAGUGAGCGACACGCGGACCACGGUGCAGGGCACAGAAAUCAGCUUUCCAGUCGGUAUCGCACCGACUGCCUUUCACUGCCUGGCCUGGCAUGAAGGGGAGAUGGCCACUGCUCGGGCAACAGAGGCUCUCAACACCUGCUACAUCACCAGCACCUACUCCACCUGCUCAGUGGAGGAGAUUGUAGCAGCGGCACCAAACGGUUACCGCUGGUUCCAGCUUUAUGUGUACCGGGACCGGAAGCUGUCGGAACAGAUCGUGCACCGGGUAGAGGCGCUCGGCUACAAGGCCCUGGUCCUCACCGUCGACGUCCCCUACACGGGGAAGCGCCGCAACGACAUCCGCAACCAGUUCAAGCUGCCGCCUCACCUCAAGGUCAAGAACUUUGAUGGAGUGUUCCAGGUGCCACUACACUGUCAGCAAGAGACGGCGGGCCCAGAAGAGUACGGGAUCCCGGCCAACACCUUGGACCCCUCCAUCAGCUGGAAAGACGUGUACUGGCUGCAGUCCAUCACCCGCCUGCCUAUCAUCAUCAAGGGCAUCCUGACCAAGGAGGACGCCGAGCUGGCCGUUGAGCACGGCGUCCAAGGCAUCAUUGUGUCAAACCAUGGGGGGAGACAGCUGGACGGUGGCCCAGCUUCGAUCGACGCGCUGUCUGAGAUCGUGGACACGGUGCAGGGCAGGAUCGAGGUCUAUCUGGACGGAGGCAUCAGGACAGGAAGUGAUGUAUUGAAAGCCCUGGCCUUGGGAGCCAAGUGCGUUUUCAUUGGCCGUCCAGCAGUGUGGGGCCUUGCAUACAAGGGUGAGGAAGGAGUGAGGGAAGUACUGCAAAUCUUAAAUGACGAGUUCCGUCUAUCCAUGGCUCUAUCAGGUUGCAGGAACGUGGCUGAAAUCAACAGGAACUUGAUCCAGUUCUCCAAACUCUAACUACUCCAGCAGAGGGCAGCACUGAGGAGGACCCACUGAACAGGACUCACUACUGACUCAAACCAAAAGUGUUGAACAAGAGCCUGCAUCAGACUGCAUCAAGUCAAAGUGAAAGAUGUUCACCUCAGAACGCAUGUCUUAAUCACGUCAAAGGAAACACGAUACGUGCAAGCAGCUUCCAUGAUUUGGAAAUGACAUCCACUGUGUAUUCAUGCCAGAGUGUAUGGGUGCGAGAUUGUCCUGGGGAAGCUGAGGGUCGGCAGCAGAUUUAGCAAGUGAAUAAUGAAAGUGUUUAUGCUUUUGGAUUAGAGGGGGAUGGAGGCACUUAAUGAUCAUGACACCAACAAACCUCCUUUGGUUUUACUGUAACGAAUGCAACAGAUGAUGACAUACCAGUGCUUGUGCUUUAAUAAACACCUGCUGAGGGUGAUGAAGA